This is a messenger RNA of Galeopterus variegatus (Sunda flying lemur), 2241 nucleotides long. It is a transcript of the gene PARD3B, whose product is annotated as par-3 family cell polarity regulator beta. Gene Ontology annotation, cellular component: apical plasma membrane; cell cortex; apical junction complex. NCBI's taxonomy places the organism in Eukaryota, Metazoa, Chordata, Mammalia, Dermoptera, Cynocephalidae. The coding region runs from base 28 to 2241 and encodes 737 amino acids. Gene Ontology annotation, biological process: establishment or maintenance of epithelial cell apical/basal polarity; microtubule cytoskeleton organization; cell adhesion. Gene Ontology annotation, molecular function: phosphatidylinositol binding; protein binding. The record is from RefSeq and is a predicted model, not a curated record. The transcript is spliced from 14 exons.
ACGCAGAACUUGGAAGAUGGAGAAAUUAUGAAUGGUGUACAGACAGAACUAGUAACAUCACCAAAAACUAAGGAUGCAUUGAGUGACAUGACAAGAACAGUGGAGAUUUCUGGGGAAGGAGGCCCCUUGGGAAUACAUGUAGUGCCCUUCUUCUCAUCUCUGAGUGGAAGAAUUCUAGGACUCUUCAUCCGAGGCAUUGAAGAAAACAGCAGGUCCAAACGGGAAGGACUAUUUCAUGAAAAUGAAUGUAUUGUAAAAAUCAACAAUGUGGAUCUUGUAGACAAAACCUUUGCUCAGGCUCAGGAUGUCUUCCGUCAGGCAAUGAAAUCCCCAGGUGUGCUUCUCCACGUGCUUCCACCUCAAAACCGUGAACAGUAUGAAAAAUCAGUCAUUGGACCUCUUAAUAUUUUUGGUAACAAUGAUGGUGUUUUGAGAACAAAGGUGCCUCCACCUGUCCAUGGAAAAUCAGGACUAAGGGCAGUAAAUCUCACAGGAACAAACAGUCCUGAAACAGAUGCAUCAACUUCCCUGCAACAAAGCAAGAGCCCCCGGAUACCAAGACUAGGAACGAAGCCAUCCUCUCCCUCACUCUCCCCUUUCAUGGGGUUUGGCAGCAAGAAAAAUGCAAAGAAAAUUAAGAUUGACCUAAAGAAAGGCCCUGAAGGACUUGGUUUCACUGUAGUUACCAGAGACUCUUCCAUACAUGGUCCCGGUCCCAUUUUUGUAAAAAACAUUUUACCAAAGGGAGCAGCAAUAAAAGAUGGCCGCCUGCAAUCAGGGGACAGAAUUUUGGAGGUAAAUGGCAGAGACGUUACUGGACGAACUCAGGAAGAGCUCGUGGCCAUGCUGAGAAGCACCAAGCAGGGAGAGACGGCAUCACUGGUCAUUGCCCGCCAAGAGGGGAAUUUUCUGCCCCGAGAGCUGAAAGGAGAACCCGACUGCUAUGCGCUCUACCUGGAGACAACCGAGCAACUCACCUUUGAGAUCCCCCUGAAUGAUUCUGGUUCUGCUGGCCUUGGGGUGAGCUUGAAAGGGAACAAAUCCCGAGAAACUGGAACAGACUUGGGGAUUUUUAUCAAAUCCAUCAUCCAUGGAGGUGCCGCUUUUAAGGAUGGUCGUCUCCGAGUGAAUGACCAGCUAAUUUCAGUUAAUGGAGAAUCUCUUUUGGGAAAGUCCAAUCAUGAAGCUAUGGAAACACUUAGACGAUCAAUGUCCAUGGAAGGAAAUAUACGAGGGAUGAUCCAGUUGGUGAUUCUGAGGAGGCCAGAGAGACCAAUGGAGGAGUCUGUAGAGUGUGGGGCAUUUUCCAGGUUGUGCUUUGAGAACAGUCAAAAUGCUGCAGCCACCUCCAGGCCUAAUGGUAACAGUACACCGCAUCCGUUUGGUGCUUACUGUCCACAAGACAAACAGAAAGACCUCUUGCUUCCCGAUGACGGAUGGGCCGAGAGUGAAGUACCACCUUCUCCUCCACCACAUCCUGGCCUGGAAUUGGGCCUUGAAGAUUACAGCCACAGCUCUGCGGUGGAUUCGGCAGUAUAUUUCCCAGAUCAGCACAUCAACUUCAGAUGUGUGACACCGGCCAGGCAGCCUGAAUCAAUUAAUCUGAAAGCCUCGAAGAGCAUGGACCUUGUGCCAGAUGAAAGCAAAGUUCAUUCAUUGGCUGGACACAAAUCGGAAUCUCCAAGCAAAGAUUUUGGUCCAACUCUGGGUUUGAAAAAGUCCAGUUCCUUGGAGAGUCUGCAGACUGCUGUUGCUGAAGUCAGGAAGAAUGAACUUCCCUUCCACAGGCCCCGGCCACAUAUGAUUCGAGGCCGAGGCUGCAACGAGAGCUUCAGAGCAGCCAUCGACAAAUCUUAUGAUGGGCCUGAAGAAUUAGAAGCUGACGGUCUGUCUGAUAAGAGCUCUCACUCUGGCCAAGGAGCUCUGAAUUGUGAAUCUGCCCCUCAGGGGAACUCUGAGCUAGAGGACACAGAAAAUAAAACCAGGAAAGUCAAAAAAGCGAAAGAGAAGGAGAAGAAAAAGGAAAAGGGCAAAUUGAAAGUCAAGGAGAAAAAGCGGAAGGAGGAGAAUGAAGACCCAGAAAGGAAAAUAAAGAGGAAGGGAUUUGGCGCCAUGCUCAGGUACGGGCCUGCUUUGAAGGCAAAGUCGGUUUUGUUUCUCUUUUGGUUUCUCUUGGUGAAAUCACUGCUCCGAGUGCACUCAGGAAAAAAAAAGUGCAUGCCUUCCCUCCUCAUCGGCUAA